GGAGCAACCAAACAGAAGGCGCGUUACUUAUUCAUUGUAAGCUGCUGUUGCGAAAGGUUCGAAAGAGAGCGGAGAGACAUCGAAGCACAGGGCGGCGAGUGGCCAGGACAUUACCGGUUUGAAGAUGGCUGCCUUCUUGGUGGAGGAGAGCAUUUACAACCUAAUACCUCAAGUUCCUUGCAAGCCUUUCAAGGUACCUAGAUACAUAUCAAAGCUGAAACCAUAUGUGAAACAAACAAUACAACAGAGUAAAUUUCAGUGGAAGACCAUGGGACCAGCCAAAGUCCACGUACCUUCUCCAAAAGACUUCCUUCAGAAACAUUCAAAGGAACCGAAACUACCAAAGAGGAAAAAAGAUCAAGUUGGAAAGAAAACUUUAAAAUUAAGUGUUCCUCACAGAACCGAUCAUCCAGUUAUGGGCGUUCAAAGUAAUAAGAAUUUCAUAAACACAAAUGCAGCAAAUGUUAUCAUGGGAGUGGCUAAGAAACCAGUACCAGUUUGUGUCGACAGGUACCAAGGUGACAAAUUUCUCCUUGAAACUUCAGGACUUGUUCCAAGAUAUCUGAAAAAAAAGGAUUAUGGCGUGACUCCAACGUAUGUAGUUAGGCGAAAUGAAGAAGCAAAGCAAGCCCAAGAGGCAUAUGAUGCCUACGUCAAGAAGACUCUUAGAAAAAAGGCUAUGAAACGUCUCUCGGAUGAAGAGCGGGAGGAUCUUCUUGAAGGUCUUAAGAAGAACUGGGUACAGGUUCAUCAGGCAUUCCAAAGCCUUUCAGUAGAAAUUGAUACAUUACCAAAGAAACUUAAUAAAGAAAGACUGGAGUUGCAGAUGAAGCAGUUGGAACAUGACAUCAGUACUAUAGAGAAACACAAAGUGAUCUACAUUGCAAACAAAUAGGAGAUUUUGACAGAAAUGUUCCCUUUUUUUGUCCUGAGAUGAAAAUGAAGUUAUUUUCCAUAGGAAAUGAAAAAAUAACCUGUUUAUUCAACAGUAGAAAAAUAAUUAAUUUUAACAAGUAUGUUAGAACCUUACCACGUUUUAUGUUUUCAAGGUUUUAAAAAUAUGCAUAAUGUGCCUUGUUUUUUCAAAUACGAAUCUGUUUUUUCCUAUCUAGACAUUUAAAUUAGGCCUAUCGUAUAAAGAAUGUAAAGAUUUGAGAUGACAUUAUAACAUGUAACAUCCUGUUGUGUAGUAAUUCAAGUAAAUGUACCAAUAAGAAGAGCAGGAAAGAUUUGGAGGAUAGUUAAUAAAGUGCUCUUGAUAUUUAAGUUAAA
Molecule: messenger RNA, 1272 nt
Organism: Eublepharis macularius
Lineage: Eukaryota; Metazoa; Chordata; Lepidosauria; Squamata; Eublepharidae
Gene: ENKUR
Product: enkurin, TRPC channel interacting protein
Exons: 6
Coding region: 125-895 (256 amino acids)
Cellular component (GO): acrosomal vesicle
Molecular function (GO): calmodulin binding
Source: RefSeq, a predicted model, not a curated record